UGCGCGGUCGUAAACUCACUUAUCUUUUGGCAUGUUUAUUACACUUAGUUUAACAUUGUUUGUGUUUGCUCAACUUAUGUUCAUUCUUGAAUAGGUAUAUAGUAAAUUGUACUUCAGUUAUCAAUUACCCCCGUCGAAGAGGAGGGCCAUCGACGACACGUUGUGUUGCCCUCAGCCAAUGCAACGAGAUUUCAACCCAAGAAAUGGUUGGCCAGUUUGAUUCUAGCCGUGCCACUGAGCAAAACAGAGACAUGGCACAGGCAAAAGUGAUCCCACAAUAUAUUGCCGGCCUGUCCGCAGCGUUUGGAGCCUUCUGUAUGGGCGCCAGCAUGGGCUGGUCAGCGCCUGUAGAGAAAAUGUUGACGGAGGAGGAAGCUUACGGGUUUCCGGUGUCCAGCGACCAAUUUGGCUGGGUGUCUUCCCUGCUAACACUGGGCGCGACUGUCGUUUGCAUACCCGCAGGAUUCAUUAUUGACUGGAUUGGGCGCAGACCGACAAUGUUGGCCCUGAUACCACCUUACAUGGUGGGCUGGAUUCUGAUGAUCUUUGCAAACAAUGUGCUCAUGUUGUACUUUGGACGUUUCAUUCUGGGCGUUUGCGGUGGUGCCUUCUGUGUGACUGCCUCCAUGUACACCACGGAGGUAUCUACCGUGGCCAAACGUGGUACGAUGGGAAGUUUUUUCGAGCUCAACACAGUCUCGGGAUUGCUGUAUGGCUACAUUGUGGGCGGCUACCUUCCGCUGUUGACCAUCAAUAUACUCUGUGCCAUAUUACCUCUAAUUUUUGCCGCGGUGCACUUCUUUAUGCCGGAGUCGCCGGUUUAUUUGGUCAUGAAAGGUCGUCCUGAAGAUGCAGCCAAGUCUCUGCUCUGGCUGCGUGGCAAUGACUGCGAUGUCAGCUACGAGCUCAAGGAAAUUCUCGAGGAGAGAACCAAGAAUGCGGAUGAGCCCAAGGUCAGCAUCUUAAAGAUGUUGCGACGUCCCAUAACCCUCAAGGGAAUUGGCAUUGCGGUGAUGCUGCAGAUUCUGCAGCAGUGGACAGGUGUUAAUGCCAUCAUGUUUUAUUCCACAUCCAUUUUCGAGGACGUUGGUGCAAGCCUCAGCGGUCGCAUCUGUACUAUUUUGAUUGGAGCUACCCAACUGGUUAUGACUCUUGUGGCAACGUUGAUAGUCGACAAAGUUGGACGACGCAUUCUUCUGCUCGUGUCUGCCUUCUUCAUGGCCAUUACGAGCUGCCUCAUGGGCGUGUAUUUUCAAAUAAAGGAAACCGACCCGGAUUCGGUGGAUUCCAUCGGAUGGCUGCCAAUCACCAGUACACUCGUCUUCAUUGUGGCCAGCUCCAUUGGCUAUGGGCCUGUGCCCUGGCUAAUUAUGGCCGAGCUUUUUACUGAGGACGUCAAGAGUAUAGCUGGCUCCAUUGCGGGCACCAUAAACUGGUUCUCCGCAUUUUUGGUCACAAAACUCUUUCCGCUAUUAAAUAAUAAUAUUGGAUCGGCGACAACUUUUUGAUUUUUUUCCGGCAUCGGCGUAUUCGCUUUUGUAUGGACCUUGAUUUGGGUGCCGGAGACAAAAGGGAAAACGCUUCUCGAGAUUCAGCAUCUGCUAGCUGGCGGCCGCAAAAAUAGUCCAAUAAGCCAACAAAUAAUUCCAAGCGCCUGUGUUAACAGUGAAGUAUCUAGUUUUAGUUUCCACAACUCUAGAAAAGAUGAAGUAUUUUGUAGUCAUUCCGCAAGGGUAAAAAAGUGUUAAGUCCGGAUAAAACAAUCUUGAUAAUGCCGAAAUUCUUGACUUAAGUCAUUUGAGCAGCAGGUUUGCUUGACUUAAGUCUGAUUCCAAGCAUAAUGAGAAAAUAGAACACGUGAAUCUCUGAAAAGCAGCAGAAGCUAUUUAAACAUUGCCGGGGUAAGCCGGGUGAUAAGCUGAUAAGAGAGUGUUUAUCCUGACUGACUGACUGAACGGGAACCUACAAAGUUUCCUGUUUGGUCGAAAGUGAGCAUCAAGACUCUCAGCCACAUACACACAUAUUUGUGCUUUGCAAGCAUGACGCCACGAGGUUGUGUGGCUUAAGUGUUUGAGUGGAGGGGUAUCAAGCGGGCAGUCCCUGGUUCAAAUCCAGCGGUCAUCAAUUUUUAUUUUUUAUAAGAAAAAAAUAAAUAAAUAAAUUACAAAACGGCAGAAGAAAUAAAGCAACGAGUUGCAGCAAUUACUUUCUUGGCUAGCAAUUUUAAACAAUUUGUUGUUUAACCUGGGCAAAAUCACAGUGGAUCAUAAAAGUUUAUGAUGUUCACAAUAUUAUUUAUUAGUUAUAGAUUAUUUAUAGAUUGCCUUGGGGUUCGAGGUCAUUAAAGACGUUUUGAUGCUGGCGCGCGAAUUACACAGAGAAUUACGCAUUAUUCAUUUGACCCCGUCGACGGGUAAUUUCCUCUGUGUAUCACUGGAAGAGGGGUGAGGCGGGUGAUAAAAACUUGCGGCCUAACAAACCAAAACGCACGCAGACCAAGUCGGGAAAUGCAAGUUAUUAUUUAGUAAAGAGAAAACAGCACUGAAUACUUCCCAUUGAAGAAUAAAUAAACAGAAGGCGACCGCAGUUCUAAAGAAAUCGAGAUGACCU
Molecule: messenger RNA, 2610 nt
Organism: Drosophila novamexicana
Lineage: Eukaryota; Metazoa; Arthropoda; Insecta; Diptera; Drosophilidae
Product: facilitated trehalose transporter Tret1-2 homolog
Exons: 1
Biological process (GO): carbohydrate transport; transmembrane transport
Cellular component (GO): membrane
Molecular function (GO): sugar transmembrane transporter activity
Source: RefSeq, a predicted model, not a curated record